Molecule: messenger RNA, 3369 nt
Organism: Anguilla rostrata (American eel)
Lineage: Eukaryota; Metazoa; Chordata; Actinopteri; Anguilliformes; Anguillidae
Product: hypoxanthine-guanine phosphoribosyltransferase
Exons: 9
Coding region: 236-892 (218 amino acids)
Biological process (GO): GMP salvage; hypoxanthine metabolic process; IMP salvage
Cellular component (GO): cytosol
Molecular function (GO): magnesium ion binding; hypoxanthine phosphoribosyltransferase activity
Source: RefSeq, a predicted model, not a curated record
ACGCCUUUCAUUCGUCGUCAGCAGUACCAGAGAAAAAAACGCAGUUUCCACAUGCUGACAAAUCGGACACCAAGACCAAAAUUUCCGUUUACGCAAAGUUAGCGUAAAGUUUGUCCAAGUCACCUUGGACAAAUAUCAUCGCAGUUACUACAAUCUGUUUGUCAGGAGUCGGAUCCUUCUGACCUGAACUGAGGGUACGCAAAGGGCAUCUAGCGAACAACGUAGACAUUGUGAUAUGGCGACCAGCAGUUCCUGUGUUGUGAUUGAUGACACGGAGCAAGGCUAUGACCUCGACCUGUUUUGUAUUCCCAAGCAUUACGCUGAUGACCUAGAGCGGGUUUACAUUCCACAUGGACUCAUCCAGGACAGGACUGAGAGGCUAGCACGGGAGAUCAUGAAGGAAAUGGGGGGGCACCACAUCGUGGCACUGUGCGUGCUCAAGGGGGGCUACAAGUUCUUCGCUGACCUGCUGGACUUCAUCAAAGCCCUGAACCGCAACAGCGACCGCUCCAUCCCCCUGACCGUAGACUUCAUCCGGCUCAAGAGCUACUAUAAUGAUCAAUCCACUGGUGAAAUCAAAGUCAUUGGAGGAGAUGAUCUGUCCACUCUCACAGGAAAGAAUGUCUUGAUUGUUGAGGACAUUAUCGACACAGGAAAGACCAUGAAGACAUUGUUGCAGCUCCUAAAACAGUACAAUCCCAAAAUGGUUAAGGUGGCCAGUUUGCUUGUGAAGAGGACACCAAGGAGUGUUGGUUACAGGCCAGAUUUUGUAGGAUUUGAAAUCCCUGACAAAUUUGUUGUGGGAUAUGCGCUGGACUACAACGAAUACUUCAGAGAUCUAAAUCAUAUCUGCGUCAUCAGCGAAACAGGAAAAGACAAAUACAAGGCAUGAAGAAAGCAACUUCCCCUUUAUUCCUUUGUUUUUAAAAUGGAUUCCUUGUGUAAUCAUUUUUGUUUUUUUUACUUUAAAUGUUAAAUUUUCAGGUAAAUCAAUCUGGCAGAUUUCCAGAUGCAUUUCUGUGAAUACCUGCUGAGCUAAUGUGCUGUCUUUAAGCAGCCCACAGUAGUAGUGUACAUCACAGGCCUUAGAAUGCUGUGCGAAAUUAAUUAUGUGCUAAGCGGUUUUGAACCAGUCCUGGCUUAGGACUGGUUUACAGUCAGGAAAUGUGCAAUGCAGGAUAAUACAAAGACAAAUGUUAUAUAUCUCUGGUGAGGUACCACAGGUGGCCCAAUUGUGAAGCUGCUUGUUACCAAACACCAUAAACCAGUUGGGCAUGUAGCCCAGAUAUCAGUUUCACUUUCGCUGCAUGUGUAAUGUAGUGUUAAAUCAUAGCCUUCCAUUUACUUCUUCAUAUAUUAGAUCAAAGCUUCUUUACAUAUUAGAUUCACCAGACAGAAAAGACCAAAAUAGUUUGAUAAUGUGGAGGUGAAUAGAACAUGAAAUGCAACCGAAGUCUGUUGGGUGAAGUAGAAUAUCUACUGGAAGCAGCACAGUAAAUACAGGGAUUAAACCCUUUAAACCAAUGUAAAAGCAUUGGAAGUCAUGGGAUCAUGUGUCAUACUGGAAAACAAAAAUAUUUAAAUAGCAAAAACCAUCACUUUAAUUAUAAAAUGCAGGUAGUUUGAAAAACGUUGCCUUGAAUACUUCAGAGUUGGAAAAAUGUAUACUUGUGUUUAAUCUGUUGUAGAAAUGUUUUUAUAACUGAACCAAAGGCCAAGCAUCACUGAAUUUUGGAACUGUUGUGGCAUUUCACGCCUCUGCACCCUUUGAAACGCGCUCUAUCCCACAUGAGGUAUAUCUACUCUUCUGUCCCUGAGCACUGAUCUGCAGUGCUGGGCCAUGCAUAGGGAAAUACCCUGCUGCUCCAUUCUUACUACUUGGUUAGUGCUGGUGUGCAGCGGUUUGAUUGUGCAGGUAAAUGGGAUACAGCAUUUCUCAAUGUCACAAGGGUUCUGUGUUUAAGGGAACUUUUUGCAUCUAGGCUAGCUACAAACAUUACAAUUUCCAGCUGACCUGUUCACUGUACCUUAGCAUUAUUGCUAAGAUGUCACAAAUGAUACUUCAUUCAUUCCUUAAUUUCUAUUUUAGUCCUAUACAUGCCUAGACUAGACUCCACCCGGCAAGACCAGCUCAGGAGAAUGCAUUAAGUUAUUCUCAAAAUCAACAAUUUAGAGAAAAUAGCAAUCACAUUUAGCUAUAGGAAUAGUCUUCAUUUGAACAUUUUCUGUCUGAAAUUGUAAAAUCUAAAAACGGUUUUGAUUUCGUGAAUUGUAAAUCACCUGUUUCUCCUGUAUUGAGCUCCUUGUUUAAACUCAGGCUGGGGGAUUGGAGGCAAAGUCCUGAAUCUCCUAGAUCAGGGGUGGCCAACCCAGGUCCUGGAGAAUCACAGGGUCUGCUGGUUUUUGUUUUCACUCUGCAUGUAAUUGAUCAAUUAUAGCAGUUGAUUACACAGUUAACUCACCUCACCUGGUUGCUUCAGUCUAAGUGGUUGCUGUAUUUAAGGUGAAAACAAAAACCAGCAGACUCUGCGGCUCCCCAGGACCAGGGUUGGCCACCCCUGUCCUAGAUUCUCAAGUUUAUGUAGCCUCUAUGCACAGCUGUCAAACUCAUCCUUCAGGGCCAUAGUGUCUGCAGGUUGUCAGGAAUUUCUUUUUAAAACAAAAAUCCCUGGAAAACAAAAAUCUCCUAAGCCACAGGUGUGAAACAGCAGUGUGUGCUUCUUUUGGGAUGUUCUCGGCACAAGCGUUUCAUUUAAGUCAUUAAUUGGCUAAGAAAUCGCACACCUUCUCAAGGCCUUAAUUGGCAGCUGAUUGAAAGGAAAACACAUGAACCUGCAGACACUGUGGCCCCCUUUGGAUUCAGUUUGAUACCCCCUGUCCCAAGCCAAUCAGUCACUUAAAUUCAGCACCUAAAAGCUGAAACCUACAAAAAGCCACUGCAGGUACUGCAUCCCUCUAGAACAUGGAUACUCGUAUCUGGACCAUGAAUCCAAAUCCGGCCCUGGUUUAAUAAGUACUGAUUGGCCAAAUGUAUUCAACGCCUGACUCCCAGGUAAAGGGAGGGUGGAAAACCAGCAGUUCUUGGACCUCGUGGGCCAUGAUUUGAGUAACAGGGAUCUAGGAGUCUGGCUCCAGUGCUCUACACCAGGGGUGCCCAAUCUUAUAUGAACACCCCUGUUCUACACGGUUUCUGAACACUUGGUUCUGUAAUCGAGCUCAGUAAUGCACUUAUUUCACCUUAAUAUGAUCACAACUGGCUGGAUGUAUCGGUUGCACUCAAUUGUAUAGUUUGACAAUGUAAAGACAUUGAAAAUGGUUUAACCAGUAUUUGCUUUGUUUGCAGUGAAUACACAAGACGAUUCACAAAUA